GUUCGCAUCUUCAACACGGGAGGGAGCCACCUCACCGAGGGGGGCACGAGUAUCGCGCAAGCGGCUUGGGACCGUUGACCAAUGAGAGACACACACACAGCAAGCAGCGUUACCUGCCAUGUCUAGGCAAGCUCGUCGAACUCGAACUCAGUAUUCGGUCUUCUCAGUUGUAUUAACUAGUCGUUAAUAAACGCUUUCAUAACAUGGUGUCAGAAACUGAACACGAAAACGCUCGCACGUGAAGUCAAGACCGAUGUGAGUCGCACGGCGCAAGAGUGAAGGCAAGCGAAGACCGGCAGCGCAGAAAAUGGCGGAAGAAAGCGGCACCGCUACUACGCAGCAGUCGGGCGGGAGUUCGAACGUCCAACUUCCCAUGCCGGGAGGGGUCUUCGCAAGUUUGCUGCCUCCUCCGAAGCCACUCGACAUGUCCGGAGACCUGGAGACAUCCUGGAGAACAUGGUGGGACGAAUUUAAGUUGUUCUCAACCGCCACUGCUCUGAAGUCGCAAGACGCCGAAGUACAGGCCGCGACGUUCCUAGUCGUCGUAGGGGAAGACGCCAGACGCGUCUACAAAACGUUUACGUUCGAAAACCCAGGUGACGAACUGCGAGUUGAGAAAAUAGCGGAGCUUUUUGAAAAGCAUUGCAAGCCUGCUAUCAACGUGAGCUAUAGGGACUUUGUAUUCGGCACACGGAACCAGCAUGACGGCGAACGAUUCGAUGACUGGCUUACCGAGCUGCGUACGCUGGCGAAGCAGUGCGAUUUUGGCGAGCUACACGACCGCAUGUUGCGAAGUCGAAUCAUUCUUGGAAUGACCAACAAGCGACUGCAACAACGCCUCAUCAACGACGAUCCGACUUUGGAACAAGUGAUUCAAAAGGGCCGCAUGGAGGAACGUGGAGCCCUACAGUUCAAAGAUAUCCAAGCUGGAGCAUCGCCUGCCGUUGUACAUGGACUCAAGUCCGAGACAUGCCCUCAAUGUGGAUACUCUACGCACACAAGCGGAACAUGUCCUGCCAAAGGUACGAAGUGUAAAAACUGUGGUCGGAGGAGACAUUUUGCUCGAGUGUGUCGCGCGAAGAACGACCCACCGAAAAAUAGAGCGUCACCACGGAAGAAUGUUCGCAAUGUUGAACAAUGCAAAUCUCCAAGUUCCAGCUGCGAAGAAGAGAAGUUGGUUUGUGGUCUAUCCAACAGUGUUGGUGAUGAACAGUUCUGGAGAGCUGAAGUCAGAGUUGCAGGAAAGGCAGUUGACUGCAGGGUGGACACAGGAGCAAACUAUUCUCUUAUGUCUGCAACGCAACUGCGACGAGUCACGAACCAGAAACCGCAAGCAGUCACUACGAAAAUAGGUUCGUUCUUUGGCCAUGUCAGCAAAGCGGAAGGCCGCAUUAUGCUGCCAGUCGCCCAUGGCAACCAGAGUACCGACGUACAGUUCUACAUCGUGAAACGGGAAGUACCCACAACGAUAAGCGGUACCAUUGCGGAACGACUGAACCUGAUCAAGCGAGUGGCGUCAGCGGAAAAGCACUGCAACCAGACUGUAAAAGAACACGAGGACGUCUUCCACGGACUUGGUGAAAUCAAGGGUGUCAAGUAUCACAUGAAGCUCAAGCCAGAUGCUCAGGGUGUUACGCAACAGCCACGUACAGUCCCAGUAGCCAUCCGAGACCAGCUGAAAAGCCACCUAGAUGACCUCGUGCUACAGAAGGUGAUUGCACAAGUGACAGAACCAACAGAGUGGGUCCACCCAAUCGUGGUUGUGAAAAAGAAGGACAAACUCCGACUGUGCAUAGAUCCACAAGAGCUCAACAAGCUUCUCAUGCGAGAAAACUACUGUAUGCCUACACUGGAGGACAUAGCAGCACGACUGGAGGGAGCCAAGUUCUUCUCGACGCUCGACGCAGCCACGGGGUUUUGGCAGAUCAAGCGAGACACACCGAGUUCGUACCUCUGCACAUUUGCAACACCGUUCGGGAGAUACAGAUUUCUCCGAAUGCCUUUUGGCAUAUCGUCAGCUCCCGAGGUGUUCCAGAAGACUAUGCAUGUGGUGUUUGAAGGUCUCGACGGAGUUGAAAUCAUGGUCGACGACAUUCUUAUCUGGGGAAGGACAGAAGUGGAGCAUGACCGUCGACUGCAAGCCGUGCUGCAGAGGUGUCGUGAGGUCAACCUCAGACUGAACAAAGAGAAAUGCAAGUUCUCUCAAAGCCAGGUGAAGUACUUGGGACAUAUCUUGUCACCUGAGGGACUCUCGAUUGACCCGACGAGAGUACAAGACAUCCUUGCGCUCCCAAGACCAUCAAAUGUGGGGGAACUGAAGAGCUUCCUAGGAGUCGUGAACUACCUUGGCAAGUUCAUCCCGCACAUGUCCGACACAAGUGCACCGUUAAGGCAACUCUUGAAGAAAGAGGCGGCCUGGUCCUGGACAGAGGAGCACGAUAAAAGCUUCACAGCGUCGAAUAGACUCGUCAUUCCAGAAGAAAUGAAGAGCAGCAUCUUGGCAAGGCUUCACAAAGCUCACAGCGGAGUAGAGAAGACGCUCCAUCGUGCUAAAGAAGCUCUCAACUGGCCUGCAAUGCAGAAUGACAUCAAGCAGGUGGUAGAAAAUUGCAGUGUGUGCAAGGAACACAAGCCGAGGCAACAGAAGGAGCCACUGGUGAACCAUCCAGUGCCAACCGCACCCUGGCAGAUUGUUGGAGUGGACUUGUUUCAGCACUCGGGACACCACUACAUUGUGUUGGUGGACUAUUACUCUUUUUUCUAUGAAGUGCACCAGCUUCAAAGGUCCACUGCCAAGACAAUAAUCAAAUGUUGCCUGGCAACGUUUGCUGUGCAUGGUCUACCUGUCAGGAAAAGAGCCACACAAGGAUACAACCAGUAUUACUACUCUUAA
Molecule: messenger RNA, 2893 nt
Organism: Ixodes scapularis (black-legged tick)
Lineage: Eukaryota; Metazoa; Arthropoda; Arachnida; Ixodida; Ixodidae
Exons: 3
Coding region: 308-2893 (861 amino acids)
Molecular function (GO): zinc ion binding; nucleic acid binding
Source: RefSeq, a predicted model, not a curated record